ACAGAGCUUUCUCUCCUGACCAUCAUGUGCUAUGACCGCUACGUGUCCAUCUGCAAACCCCUGCACUACGGGACCCUCCUGGGCAGCAGAGCUUGUGCCCACAUGGCAGCAGCUGCCUGGGCCAGUGCCUUUCUCAAUGCCCUGCUGCUCACGGCCAAUACAUUUUCCUUGCCCCUGUGCCAUGGCAAUGCCCUGGGCCAGUUCUUCUGUGAAAUCCCACAGAUCCUCAAGCUCUCCUGCUCACACUCCAAACUCAGGGAACUUGGGCUCAUUGUGGUUGGUGCCUGUUUAGCAUUUGGUUGUUUUGUGUUCAUUGUUUUCUCCUAUGUGCAGAUCUUCAGGGCUGUGCUGAGGAUCCCCUCUGAGCAGGGACAGCACAAAGCCUUUUCCACCUGUCUCCCUCACCUGGCCGUGGUCUCCCUCUUUGUCAGCACUGCAGCCUUUGCCUACCUGAAGCCCCCCUCCAUCUCCUCCCCAUCCCUUGAUCUGGCAGUUUCAGUUCUGUACUCUGUAGUGCCCCCAGCCCUGAACUCCCUCAUCUACAGCCUGAGGAACCAGGAGCUCAAGGAUGCCCUGAGGAAAAUGAUGACUGGAUGA
Melozone crissalis (California towhee) is the source of this 597-nucleotide messenger RNA. RefSeq names its product olfactory receptor 14J1-like. Gene Ontology annotation, molecular function: olfactory receptor activity. Gene Ontology annotation, biological process: G protein-coupled receptor signaling pathway. The transcript has a single exon. The record is from RefSeq and is a predicted model, not a curated record. NCBI's taxonomy places the organism in Eukaryota, Metazoa, Chordata, Aves, Passeriformes, Passerellidae. Gene Ontology annotation, cellular component: membrane. The coding region runs from base 25 to 597 and encodes 190 amino acids.